Molecule: messenger RNA, 3279 nt
Organism: Fragaria vesca subsp. vesca
Lineage: Eukaryota; Viridiplantae; Streptophyta; Magnoliopsida; Rosales; Rosaceae
Exons: 10
Coding region: 1-3240 (1079 amino acids)
Molecular function (GO): zinc ion binding; DNA binding
Source: RefSeq, a predicted model, not a curated record
AUGAAUCAUUCGUCUUUCCCAUGGGGAAAGGAAAGGAAGUGUGUCCACGUGGCGGCUCCUGAACCUUAUACCUCAGAAUCUCAGCAAAAGGUUAAGAAACAGGAGCUCUCUUUCUCUCCCUUACAUUUUAGACAGCAAGUUAUGGAUUUGAAGGACAACAGGAUAGAGUUUAUCAAGCCAAAAAUGGAUGAGAACAAUGAGAACAUAGAGCCAGUGACUGAUUUGGGGCUUGCUCUGAGUUAUUCUAAUCAGUGUAUUCAGAGCAGUCUGAACAGUGAUUCAGGUGCAGGUGCAAAUGCAGGUUCAGUGUUAGGCAUGACAUUUGUGGCCACCGAGCCCCUGUCAGAGUUAGUCUGGUCUACAGAUAAAGGUCCAAGCAAUGUGACUCUUUCACCACAGAGCACUACAGGUGGGAGGUCUGCUGCUGAGAAGCCUAUAGAUGAAGAUAAUUUUAUAACCUCAGAUACAUCAUUUCGUGUGAAGAGUGAAGCUGCUGGUAAAGAAGCUUUGACUACAUCACCAACAAGUGAUGCUGGAAUCAUUCUGGCAUGUGGGUCGAGCCAUGAAUAUGAGACAGAAACCGUUGCUAACGUGGAGGAAGUGAAAACAUCUGGUGAAGUAUCUAUUUUGCAUAAACAGGUGGACACUUGCAGUCCAAUAAAUUUUGAAGUAGAUGAAAUACCUGAGAUGCCUGAAACAGGAGAAAUUUUAUUUACAACAUUGCCAGGUGAUGUUGACAGAGAAAGGGAUAAUAUGAUGAUGAAAUCAGAUCAAUUAAUACCUUUUGUGAGGCAAAGUGAACCAUCAUUGGGGGAACCUGUCAGUGAAAACAUGCAUGCUGAUGAUGGAAAUCUGAAUAGAGAAAUGGAUUUUAUUUUGACCUCCAAAGCCUACCUAGUAAAUGAAAGUAAAGAUUCCAGUGCUUUAGUGGCAGAUCAAAGUUCCCAAGGCAGAAGGCCGUUGGAAAAACUGGAGUCAACUGCUGAUAAUGAUAUACAAAAGCUGACAAAUGAAAUUGCUUAUGGUGCAGCAAGUCAGAAAUUAGGAUCAGAAUACCUUCUGUGGGAUAAAGAAAGCUUUGAGAAUGUUGAGGAGUUGCUUCCAGCAAACAACUCUGCUCUGGAUAAACACUCUCCGACUAACAGUAGAAACCAUAAACAUCGAAGGAAAGGCAAGGAAAAAGCUUUAUCUGACGAAAAUCUUAGUGGGAGAAUGUCCAAGAAAGCUUCAUCUGAUGAAGAUCUUAGUGGGAGAAUGUCAAAAGAAGAGGAUGAUAGCCAUGAGAGUGUUGAGAGCUGUAACAGUGCCAGGUUAGUGCCCUCAGGCAAGAAGAGGUGGGGAUUUGAUGAACAGUUUAUUGUUGGGAGUAAAAGAUUCAGGAAGCAAAUUCAAGAAACACCGGGUUGCACUUCCUAUGUUAAACAAGAUAGCUCCUUCAUGAAUUGGAUAUCUUCCAUGAUGAAGGGUUUCAAAAAAUCAAUACAGGAUGAAGCACUACCUCUUUCUGCUGUACAUCCUGAUCAUCCAAGUGAGAGUUCUGAUAAGAAACUUAUCACAUACAACAAGAACCAAGAUGCCGGAAUAAAAAGUAUUGGUUUCCAGUCAAUUUUCCAGUCCUUGUAUUGCCCUAGGGAAGAGGACAAGGGAACAAGAAUGUCGAGUGGUAAUAAUGAAAAAGGAGAAAGAUAUGAGGAACUGGAGCAAGCUAUUAUUCCAAAAGUUUUUCAUGGGGAGAAAAUGCAUCUAAGAAAAGGAUGUCUGCUGCCUGUUGGAAAGUUCAGUGAAUCUACAAGCAGAAAUGAAGUAGGUUCAGCAAUCCAACCUGAGAUUUUAUCUGCAAAAGUUGCCAGUAGUCAGGAGAAAUGCAAGAAUACUGAUUCUGUGGAGAACAAAUAUGCAUGCAACUUGGAGUAUGGUAAAACUGAAGGAGGAGUUGGCUCUAGCUCUUCUCUCAGAAAACGUAAGAAAGAAAGUGCCGAGCAUGUUGAAUCUGACCCACAGUCUGAGGGGAAGACAACUGAGAAGUUUGUUCAUGGAAGAGACCUUCUGGGAAGUUUGUGGGUAACUCGUUUCACUCCAAAAAUAUCAGCUCCAUCAUUUAUGUCAGAUCGUUACAGUGUUGGUGCAGUUCUUGACUGUUCCAUUGACAAGAACAAUGUGCUGGUGAGGGAGCAGUCAGUUGAAGAUAUAGUUGUUGUCUCCGCCAAUGAGCUACAGGACUGUGCAGCAGACAGUGCAGGCUCACUUGCUUUUAAUAGAAACGAAGGCCAGAGUAAUGAGACGUCAGCUUCCAAACUAAAUCCAAUGGUUUCUGCCCCCAAGUUUGGAGGUUCUGAAGCAAUGGCUUCUGUCUUUGCUAGGAGAUUAGAUGCUCUUAAGCACAUCACACAAUCUGGCAUAACAGGUAAUGCUGCUGAUAAAAUCAUAACCUGUUUAUUUUGUGGCAUAAAAGGUCACCAUCUGCGAGAGUGUUCAAAGAUAAAAGAUACUGAACUUCAGGGUUUACCAAGUAAAUUCAAGUCUUAUAAUGGAGCAGAGUACCUGUCUUGUUUCUGCAUUAGAUGUUUAGAAUGCAGUCAUUGGGCUGUUGCAUGUCCUAAUGUGAAUUUGGGACGACCUCAAUUGGAAUGUAAUGUGUCUAAUUACUGCAGUCCUAGUCAAACCAAGCUUAACGCAGAAGGAAAUAUGAAGCUCAUAAUUAGUACAGUGAGUGGAUCUCAAGCUUCUGUGGAUCAGGAUGACUCAAGAGUGGAGACAGAUCUUAAUUGGAGCGGGAAAUCAUAUGUAACCUCUAAGAAAAUGAGACAUUCUUCAAAUUCAGUUAAGAAAUACAGUGUCUCAAGCUCUGGGAAAAAUAAGAUAAAAGAAAAACAGUUCAUCGCUUUGUCACAGUUUGUCCAGAUGCCUGUUAAAGAUGUACCUAAAGGAAUCUCUGACUCUGUUAAAAGGCUUCGGUUAUCUCGCACAGAUGUCCUGAAAUGGAUGAGCUCUCAUACCUCGCUCUCGAAUCUGGAGGGAUUUUUCUUGCGCCUGCGGCUUGGAAAAUGUGAAACAGGACUAGGUGGAACUGGAUACCAUGUGUCAUGCAUAACUGGCACAACAGGUUCACAGAGCGAAAGUCAUCCACAGAAUGCCAGAAACUCUAUAUCUGUCAGUGUUGGGGGGAUUAGAUGUGUGGUUGAGACCCAGUAUGUAUCCAACCAUGAUUUCCUUGAGUACUACCUAUGCUCUGGUCUGUAACGGUUCACUGCUAUAAGGAUGAAGCAUACAUGAUCGAAA